Molecule: messenger RNA, 849 nt
Organism: Mobula hypostoma (lesser devil ray)
Lineage: Eukaryota; Metazoa; Chordata; Chondrichthyes; Myliobatiformes; Myliobatidae
Product: probable G-protein coupled receptor 139
Exons: 1
Coding region: 16-849 (277 amino acids)
Biological process (GO): phospholipase C-activating G protein-coupled receptor signaling pathway
Cellular component (GO): plasma membrane
Molecular function (GO): G protein-coupled receptor activity
Source: RefSeq, a predicted model, not a curated record
CGCUACCUGGUGGCCAUGGCAACGGCGGAUCUACUAACAAUCAUCUUUGAGGUCAUACUGUGGCGCAUAAGUUAUUAUUACUUCCCCUCGACUUUCCAGGACAUCACCCCCAUGUGCAGUGCGAUCUCUGCCCUGGGACAGGCAGCCACUGACUGUUCUGUCUGGUUCACCGUCACUUUUACGUUUGAUCGGUUUGUCGCCAUCUGUUGCCAGAAACGGAAAGCUGAGUAUUGCACCGGGACAACUGCGGCUGUGGUGAUCACAAUAAUCGGUGUUCUGUUCUGUUUUAAAAAUGUGCCCUCUUUAUUUGUAUUCCAUCCUGUAAAAAUUAUUGGCAAUAUACCCUGGGACUGUAUUCGAAAGCCGAGCUACUAUACGGAUCCCGGGUGGGUGGGACAUAAUUGGCUUACUACCGUUCUAACGCCAUUACUCCCGUUCGUGUUAAUACUCCUGUUCAACGCUCUGACAGUCAGACACAUUUUAGUGACCAGUCGCGUCCGUAAGGGACUGAGGGGUCAGAGCAAGGCGGAGAACCGCAGUGACCCGGAGAUGGAGAGCAGGAGGAGGUCUGUGAUCUUACUUCUCACCAUCUCCGGAAGCUUCAUCACCCUGUGGUCGGUGAGAGUUGCCGAAUUCCUUUAUUACAUCUUUGCGGGAUUGGAUCCAAACAAUUACAAGGAUUCGGAAUACAUUUUUCAACACACCGGAGGCAUGCUGAUGAUAUUAAGCUGUUGCACAAACACUUUCAUUUAUGGGGUGACUCAGUCGAAGUUCAGAGAGCAAUUCAUCAGCGCAGCGAGAUAUCCGCUCACGUCAAUUAUUCAAAUAAUUAAUGAUCAAAUUAUCUAA